Erythranthe guttata (spotted monkey flower) is the source of this 849-nucleotide messenger RNA. Lineage: Eukaryota; Viridiplantae; Streptophyta; Magnoliopsida; Lamiales; Phrymaceae. The record is from RefSeq and is a predicted model, not a curated record.
AUGGUCGCUGAGAAUUUGGUUACUGAAACUAGUUUUUCUUGUAGUGACUCGUUUGUACUGUAUUUCUCCGCUGACGAAUCUCCGAGGUGGCUUUUCAUCAACGGCAGAAGAAAAGAAUUCGCGGAAACCCUAAGAAGCAUGUCGUCGCAGAAAAAUAUAAACUUAACCGAAAGAUUCUUCGAAAACUGCGUACGGAAAAACAUUGAUGAUGAUCGUCGCAUUUACUCGAUCUUGUUGGAGAAAAAGUGGGCUCUACGGCGUUUAGCGGCGUUGGUGGUGGUGGGGUUUGGCGUGGGCAUGGCGUUCUACGGCAUGCCGUUGGGACUCGGCAGUUUGUCGUUCGGUAAUCUGUAUUUGAGCGUCGCGUUGAACGCCGCAUCGGAGUUGUCGGCCGAAGUGUUGUUGUUUAUCGUGAUAGGGAAAUUGAAGAGACGAGGUUCUUUGCUAGGGUUGUGCCUGUUGAGUGGGGUUUGCGGUUCGGCGAGUGUGUUCGCGGUCGGGUUGAAGGGAGUCGAGAUGGGGUUGGAGAUGGUGUCGUUUUUCAGCGUAUGCAUUGCGUUUAAUGUGCUCUUGAUUUACGUGGUGGAGUUGUUUCCGACGCGCGUGAGGAACACCGCCAUGUCGGUUGUGAGGGGGUCGACGUUAGUCGGGGGGCUUGUGGGACCUAUUGUUGUGGGGGUUGCCGGCGGAAAGAACGGCGGCUCUCUGGCUUACAGCGUGUUCGGGGCGGCGAUUGCGGUUUGCGGGUUUACGGUGGUUUUGUUGCCGGAGACUAAGGGGAAAACUUUGUGUGAUUAUAUGGAGGAAGAAGAGGCGAGAGAUGGGGAAGCUAUUAGCAAUGGUGUUUAA